Ooceraea biroi (clonal raider ant) is the source of this 1784-nucleotide messenger RNA. RefSeq lists its product as uncharacterized. Lineage: Eukaryota; Metazoa; Arthropoda; Insecta; Hymenoptera; Formicidae. The record is from RefSeq and is a predicted model, not a curated record.
ACCGAUAGGCGGGAGUCGGUCAUUGUGUGCGUCACACGGAUAUAUGGAAGGCAUUUAUGCCGUUGCUUGUACAACUUUACUGUGUCCAAAUGCACGGCGUCCAAUUGAACCGUGUACAAGUUUCAGUGUCCAAAUGAACGGUGUCCAUUUGCACGGUGUCCAAUUGUACUGUGUCCAAGUGCACUACUCCCCGCGCUAGCGCAUACGGCAGUGGGUAGCGCGCUCGAGUCCCCCCCCCCCCACUCUGCCUAAAGCUGCGCGAAGCGUGGUCGUUCUCCCCGUGAACGCAGUAGUCGGCUCAAAACCGACUAUACUGCGAUUCGACAAUUUUGAGCAAAUUGUAGUUUGCUUAGGCAUGGACAGAGCUGGGAUAAAACUUUGAGCUGUUCAUUUCCAGGUAGCAAGCACACGUCAUUGUGACGUUUCAAAUUGGUAAUUUUUGGUUAUAUGUCGUCAAACUGACCGAUUUUUAACCUAACCAUAUAUUGACGUCAAGAAGGGAGUCCAAUUCGGAUCGUCGUACGAGACGGAUCAGAACUAGAAAGUGUUGUCUGAUGCAGGUUGUGCAGAGGCGGUGUAUUUAGAGAGAGAGUGAAAGCUAGUGCAAAGAGUUUUAUAUUCAGAGCCUUUCUCGUGAGAUUGAUUUGAAAUGUCCGCGGUUCCCCCGAUCGGACGGGGGAACAGAUUCAACUCGUACGAGAAGAAAAGUAGGAAAAGCUAGCGGAGGAAGAAGUAAAGAAUCAAGCGGUAUGCCAGUUAUGGGGAACAAGAAGAAAAGUCCAGUAGUGCAGAAAAUCGAGGUUGAAAAGAAGGCCUCAAAUAAGUCGGGAGAUCCAAUAAGUUUGAAGAGUGAAGAGUUGGUUCAGAAGAAGCCGAUGGUCUCGAGUGCUCAGGAAGAUCAAGAUGAAUCACGAGGGUCCCGAGAAGAGAUAUGGAUGUGGUGGAUUCAAAUCUUGUGUUAGAGAUGAGUCAAGAGUUAGUUGGUGAGAUGGAAGGACAUGAUGGCGACGUGUUGUUAGCUAGAGGUAACACGGCGACAAAUAGCGACAAGGUCAGAGAUAAAUCAACAACAGAUUGUUACGUUGUUAUUGACGGGUCAUUGUGGAACGUUCAGGACGUUGAUGCGCAAACGUUAGAUAGACUAAAGGGGCUCGAUAUUCAGCAGUUAGAUAAACAAAAAGAAGGUAACAUCAAAAUUAAACUCAAAAUAUCGGCAGAACAUGCGGCUUCGAAUAAAGGUAAAAAUUUAUUUAAAAUGUUGUCAUGGUGUAGUAAGAAUCAGGUCGUUCCAAGUAAUGCGGAAAUGUUAAAAUUUAAUUUAGCUCUUCUUACAUUUAACAAAGUUAUAGAAGCGAAAGAGUGUUUAGUUAAGGUUAAUUCUUUGAAUGAUAAAUGGCUUGUUGGUAUUAUAGAUAAGAGAUUAUUUUCCUGCAAGGGUGUAAUCGCCGACUGGCCUUACGAUAUUCCAGAACUUUGGAAAAACAUGGUGGACAAGGACAAGGAUGAUAUUAUUAAAAUUGAAAGAAUGAAGAGGAGGAUCUGGAAUAAGCAAACAAAUAAAGGCAGAAAAGCUAGUGUUUGGUAAACACGAUGAAUCAAGCAUGCGAUACGAUAGAUAUACGAAUCAUAAUGCCUGGCCGGCAUUAGGUCUUUCCAAGAGAAAUAAGCAGAAUAUACAGGAGGAUAAAUCGGAUCCGGUAAGUGAAACUCGGUUCGUUCACUACAAUAACAGAUUUGAUCGAAGGAAUACGAAUUAUGAAAGAGAAAACGUACGACAUAGGAAA